CUGGUAACUAGCCCAAUGCGGGAAGGCGCACUAAAAGUCCAUCGCAUUCUCAGAUGACAGCCACUUCGAUCCAUCUCUGCCAAUCGCCUCUCUUUCAUUCUUCGUGACUUAUUACCGGCGUCCUCGCUCUUUUAAGCACAAUGUCGAGCUUCUCGAGAGUCUUCCAGCGCACUGCGCGCAGCGCCUUCCAGUACCAGCGCGGCAUCAACCCCGUCCAGAAUGCUCUCGGCGCGCAGGGCACCAGCAGGUGGAUGAACGGCGUCAGGAACUACGCCGCCUUCACCCGUGACAAGCCUCACGUCAACGUCGGUACCAUUGGUCACGUCGAUCACGGAAAGACCACCCUCACAGCCGCCAUCACCAAGCGUCAGGCCGAGAAGGGCUACGCCAAGUUCCUCGAGUACGGCGCUAUCGACAAGGCGCCUGAGGAGCGCAAGCGUGGUAUCACCAUCUCCACCGCUCACAUCGAGUACCAGACCGACAACCGCCACUAUGCCCACGUCGACUGCCCCGGUCACGCCGAUUACAUCAAGAACAUGAUCACAGGUGCUGCCAACAUGGACGGUGCCAUCAUCGUCGUCGCCGCCUCCGACGGCCAGAUGCCCCAGACCCGUGAGCACCUGCUGCUCGCCCGCCAGGUCGGUGUCCAGAGGAUCGUCGUCUUCGUCAACAAGGUCGAUGCCGUCGACGACCCCGAGAUGUUGGAGCUUGUCGAGAUGGAGAUGCGCGAGCUUCUCUCCAGCUACGGUUUCGAGGGCGACGACACACCCAUCAUCAUGGGCUCUGCUCUGUGCUCUCUGGAGGGCCGCAAGCCCGAGAUUGGCGAGACCAAGAUCGACGAGCUCCUCGCCGCUGUCGACACCUGGAUCCCUACCCCUCAGCGCGAUACCGAGAAGCCUUUCCUCAUGGCCGUUGAGGACGUCUUCUCCAUCGCCGGUCGUGGUACUGUUGUCUCUGGACGUGUCGAGCGUGGUAUCCUGAAGAGGGAUCAGGAAGUCGAGCUCGUCGGUAAGGGCACUGCGCCCAUCAAGACCAAGGUCACCGAUAUCGAGACCUUCAAGAAGUCCUGCGAGGAGUCGCGUGCCGGUGACAACUCCGGUCUCCUCCUCCGUGGUAUCAAGCGUGAGGAUGUCCGCCGUGGUAUGGUUGUCUCGGUCCCUGGACAGGUCAAGGCACACAAGAAGUUCCUCGUCUCUAUGUACGUCCUCAGCAAGGAGGAGGGUGGCCGCCACACCGGCUUUGGCGACAACUACAGGCCUCAGAUGUUCAUCCGAACUGCUGACGAGUCCUGCGCGCUCACAUGGCCCGAGGGCACCGAGGACGUCUCCAAGCUUGUCAUGCCCGGUGACAACGUCGAGAUGGUCUGCGAGCUCCACCAGCCCCACGUUCUCGAGCAGGGUCAGCGCUUCAACAUGCGUGAGGGUGGCCGCACUGUCGCCACUGGUCUCGUCACCCGUAUCCUUGGCUAAGCAUCUGGAUUGAUCGGAGGCGAAACGAGAGAGAAGGCAUAGCGAGGGAUGACAAUACCCGGUGUAAGAUGAAGGGAGAUUCUUUGUACAAUAUUUGUAUCUCUCCCGCUCUCCGCUUCGAUGCUGUUAUAUCAUGUACUUUAGCACGGCUCGGAUUUAGAAGGGCGUUAGCAUUGACGAGGUUGAAAAGAAUGUAAUGACAUGUACAAUACUACACAUCUGUCCAUAAGUUUGAAGUACGUGUGGAUGGCCAGUAAACAUUAUGACAAGGUCGUGCUGCUCACAUGCUCUAGCUCUAA
Molecule: messenger RNA, 1768 nt
Organism: Boeremia exigua
Lineage: Eukaryota; Fungi; Ascomycota; Dothideomycetes; Pleosporales; Didymellaceae
Product: P-loop containing nucleoside triphosphate hydrolase protein
Exons: 3
Coding region: 141-1469 (442 amino acids)
Biological process (GO): mitochondrial translational elongation
Cellular component (GO): mitochondrion
Molecular function (GO): GTP binding; GTPase activity; translation elongation factor activity
Source: RefSeq, a predicted model, not a curated record